ACAACUCAACACAACGAACCAUCAGAUAUCUCAUUCUUGCUUUCAAGUUGUUGAUACCAUCUCUCUCCUCGUUCCUCGAAGAAAACACUCUCUUCUUGAAAGAUGGCUGCUGUUCUGCACUCUGUUUUUGGGAUAUUUGGGGAUUUCACUGGUUUGUUCCUCUUCUUGGCCCCAAUGAUCACAUUCAAGAGGAUCAUUCAGAACAAGGGCACAGAGCAAUUCUCAGGCAUACCUUAUGUCAUGACCCUCCUUAACUGCUUGCUUUCUGCUUGGUAUGGGCUGCCUUUUGUGUCACCAAACAACAUACUAGUCACCGUGGUAAACGGAGUCGGUACAGUCAUUGAAUCCAUUUAUGUCAUCACUUUCCUCAUCUUUUCUUCCAAGAAAGAGAAGAUCAAGAUUCUUGGACUUAUCGCUGCCAUGCUCGCUAUCUUCGGCUCUGUGGCCUUAGUAUCUGUCUUGGCUCUUCAUCAUCAGAAGCGCAAGGUCUUUUGCGGUUUUGCUGCUGCAAUCUUCUCUGUCAUUAUGUAUGCUUCCCCUCUUUCCGUCAUUAGGCUGGUAAUGAAAACAAGGAGUGUGGAGUACAUGCCCUUCUUCUUGUCUCUUUGCAGUUUCCUCUGUGGAACUUCUUGGUUUGUUUAUGGCCUUCUAGGAAAAGACCCUUUUGUAGCUGUUCCGAAUGGUUUCGGAUGUGCACUGGGCAUAGUCCAACUGAUCUUGUAUGCAGUCUACUGCGGCGACAAGGGCAGCAAGAAAACUAGUGAUGGAUCAUCUCUGGAGAUGGGGCAAGGCAAUAAGGCAAACCAUGAUCAGAAGCAAGUGAGCAAUCAAGAAGACUCCAUGUAGAGCAAGAAAUGCAUGCAUGGAAAUUUCCAACUAUGAUAUGCUCUAAUUGGGCUCUAGUUGUCUUACUUUUCCUAGUUAGCUAGGUGUUUUGUUGUUGGUUCAAGAAGUGUGACAUUUCUAAACUGUGUUGGCAAGUGUAAUGUGGUAUACAAACAAAACCAGAAUCUGGUGAGUCCUUUUUCACAGGUUGCUGCAGAUUUGGGGACCAAUCUUUCUCUACUAAUUUUAGUUUACUGUUUGUUGCAA
Daucus carota subsp. sativus is the source of this 1092-nucleotide messenger RNA. RefSeq names its product bidirectional sugar transporter SWEET1. The coding region runs from base 103 to 846 and encodes 247 amino acids. Gene Ontology annotation, biological process: carbohydrate transport. Gene Ontology annotation, molecular function: sugar transmembrane transporter activity. The transcript is spliced from 6 exons. Gene Ontology annotation, cellular component: membrane. NCBI's taxonomy places the organism in Eukaryota, Viridiplantae, Streptophyta, Magnoliopsida, Apiales, Apiaceae. The record is from RefSeq and is a predicted model, not a curated record.